This is a messenger RNA of Choloepus didactylus (southern two-toed sloth), 3707 nucleotides long. It is a transcript of the gene LINGO1, whose product is annotated as leucine rich repeat and Ig domain containing 1. The record is from RefSeq and is a predicted model, not a curated record. The transcript is spliced from 6 exons. Gene Ontology annotation, cellular component: plasma membrane. Gene Ontology annotation, molecular function: protein binding. Lineage: Eukaryota; Metazoa; Chordata; Mammalia; Pilosa; Megalonychidae. Bases 784 to 2670 code for a protein of 628 amino acids.
GAGGGGCUUUUGUGAGCGCCUUGGGAGGACCAGAGGAGGGAGUGCGGAGCCAGGUGUGCGGCCGCGGGGGUGUGUGCGCGCCCGAGUGUGCGCGUGUGUGCGCCGGAGCGGGAGGGAGCGCGCGUUAGAGAUUCUGCUGGCAUCGCAGCGUGGAGAGCAGGAGACAGGAGCGGGGCGCGCAGGGGCGCGCGGGUUGUUCCCGCGCACACGCCGCGCGCUCACACACACACACACACACGCCCUCUCUGCUUCGCUCGUUGCCGCCGCCACCAUCUCGGAGCCUGGUCCUGCGGAGCGGGAAUCGAGCCGGAGCGGGAACCAGAGCCAAGCCAAAUCGGGGGAUGCGGGCCAGGAACAGAGCUGCGCGCUGUCGGCGCGCCCGGGACGCCUCCUGUGCCCAUAGGCCCUGAGGUCCUGGUGCCCAAGAGCAAAGAGGGCGACUGAGUCAAGCUGGACCGGCCCCCCAGCCCAGGAGCACUCCCUAGACUCCUACCCGACCUGAGGUGUCUGCCAAGGAUCCCCGAGCCUGCUUGUGCCCCCAUGAGGGCUCCUGCUGUCACGUCCUGGCUGCCUUGAGUCUGUGGGGCCACGCAGCCUCCAGCUCACAUCUCCAGGGCUCUGGCCCUGUCCAGCCCCUGGACCCACUCCCAAGUCUGCUCCUCACCCCGGCCUGGGCCGAGGGGGCUCCUCAAGCUUCUGGACACGGUGGGGGACAACAGCAGUCACGUGCAUGCUGGGACUGCGACGGACAGGCUGCCGCUCCCGGGGCCCCCAGAGGCCCAAAUGUUUGCCCCCCGGAGCCGUCUGACCCAGGUGAGCAAGAGGAUGCUGGCAGGGGGCGUGAGGAGCAUGCCCAGCCCCCUCCUGGCCUGCUGGCAGCCCAUCCUCCUGCUGGUGCUGGGCUCGGUGCUGUCGGGCUCAGCCACAGGCUGCCCACCCCGCUGCGAGUGCUCCGCCCAGGACCGCGCUGUGCUCUGCCACCGCAAGCGCUUUGUGGCGGUGCCCGAGGGCAUCCCCACCGAGACUCGCCUGCUAGACCUGGGCAAGAACCGCAUCAAAACCCUCAACCAGGACGAGUUUGCCAGCUUUCCACACCUGGAGGAGCUAGAGCUCAACGAGAACAUCGUGAGUGCUGUGGAGCCCGGCGCCUUCAACAACCUCUUCAACCUCCGGACGCUGGGUCUCCGCAGCAAUCGCCUGAAGCUCAUCCCCCUGGGCGUCUUCACCGGCCUCAGCAACCUGACCAAGCUGGACAUCAGCGAGAAUAAGAUUGUCAUCCUGCUGGAUUACAUGUUCCAGGACCUGUACAACCUCAAGUCGCUGGAGGUUGGCGACAAUGACCUCGUCUACAUCUCCCACCGCGCCUUCAGCGGCCUCAACAGCCUGGAGCAGCUGACGCUGGAGAAGUGCAACCUGACCUCCAUCCCCACCGAGGCGCUGUCCCACCUGCACGGCCUCAUCGUCCUCCGGCUCCGGCACCUCAACAUCAACGCCAUCCGGGACUAUUCCUUCAAGAGGCUCUACCGGCUCAAGGUCCUGGAGAUCUCCUUCUGGCCCUACUUGGACACCAUGACCCCCAACUGCCUCUAUGGCCUCAACCUGACGUCCCUGUCCAUCACUCACUGCAACCUGACCGCCGUGCCCUACCUGGCCGUGCGCCAUCUGGUCUAUCUCCGCUUCCUCAACCUCUCCUACAACCCCAUCAGCACCAUUGAGGGCUCCAUGUUGCAUGAGCUGCUACGGCUGCAGGAGAUCCAGCUGGUGGGUGGGCAGCUGGCCGUGGUGGAGCCCUACGCCUUCCGUGGCCUCAACUACCUGCGUGUGCUCAACGUCUCCGGCAACCAGCUGACCACGCUGGAGGAGUCGGCCUUCCACUCGGUGGGCAACCUGGAGACCCUCAUCCUGGACUCCAACCCGCUGGCCUGCGACUGCCGGCUGCUGUGGGUUUUCCGGCGCCGCUGGAGGCUCAACUUCAACCGCCAGCAGCCCACGUGCGCCACGCCCGAGUUCGUCCAGGGCAAGGAGUUCAAGGACUUCCCCGACGUGCUCCUGCCCAACUACUUCACCUGCCGCCGCGCCCGCAUCCGGGACCGCAAGGCCCAGCAGGUGUUUGUGGAUGAGGGCCACACGGUGCAGUUUGUGUGCCGGGCGGACGGCGACCCGCCACCAGCCAUCCACUGGCUGUCGCCCCGCAAGCACCUGGUCUCGGCCAAGAGCAACGGGCGGCUCACGGUCUUCCCCGACGGCACGCUGGAGGUGCGCUACGCCCAAGUACAGGACAACGGCACAUACCUGUGCAUCGCGGCCAACGCGGGUGGCAAUGACUCCAUGCCCGCCCACCUGCACGUCCGCAGCUACUCGCCCGACUGGCCCCAUCAGCCCAACAAGACCUUCGCCUUCAUCUCCAACCAGCCGGGCGAGGGAGAGGCCAACAGCACCCGCGCCACCGUGCCUUUCCCCUUCGACAUCAAGACCCUCAUCAUCGCCACCACCAUGGGCUUCAUCUCUUUCCUGGGCGUCGUCCUCUUCUGCCUGGUGCUGCUGUUUCUGUGGAGCCGGGGCAAGGGCAACACGAAGCACAACAUCGAGAUCGAGUACGUGCCCCGCAAGUCGGACGCGGGCAUCAGCUCCGCCGACGCGCCCCGCAAGUUCAACAUGAAGAUGAUAUGAGGACGGGGUGGGGGGCGCAGGGACCCCCGGGCGCGCCGGGCAGGGGAAGGGGCCUGGCUGCUGCCCACUCACUCCCCGGUCCUUCCCGCCUCCUCCCUGCCCCUCCAGCACACUCUUUUUCUCCCUCCCACCCCGGCCCUGCUGCACCCCCGCCAGCAGCCCUCACCACCUGCCCCAUUUCUACCAGGACCUCCGCAGCCCAGGCCUGGGGACCCCACCUCCACGGGGGCGCACACUGACAGACUGGAGUCGGAAGCCCACGAACCAACACGCAGCACAGUCAAUAAUUCCAUUAAAAAAAAAGUUACGAACUUCCUCUGUAACUUGGGUUUCAAUAAUUAUGGAUUUUUAUGAAAACUUGAAAUAAUAAAAAGAGAAAAAAACACACAACUAUUUCCUAUAGCUAGUCGGAAUGCAAACUUUUGACGUCCUGAUUGCUCCAGGGCCCUCUUCCAACUCGGUUUCUUGUUUUUCUCUUCCUCCUCCGCCUCCUCCUCCUCCACCAAUUCUUCCUUCUUUCUCUUCUCUUCCCCUAUGGGGAGGGAUCUCUCAGGAAAACAGGAAAGGCGGUUCUGGCCCCACCCACCCACCCACGCUGUGAGGGUGGCCACCAGUUGCAGGCUGGGUGGCAGGUCCAGGCCCAGCUCUGGGCUGGCUGUUAACGGGGAGCAGGUGGAGGGGAUGGGCUGCCCCGUGGGGCAGGGCCUUCUCCCGGCUGCCGGGCAGCUCCACCGCUGGGGGCAGGGCCUGGGUCGGGUGUGGCUGAGACUGGAAGGUGCUGGGUCCUCCUGGAGGUCAGCACAGCCCGUGGAGAGAGCCGGGACCGAGGCAGGCCCGAGGCCUGGCUUCUGGUCCCAGCCCUGCCGCUGCCUCACUGAGUGGCCUCGAACAGGUCACCGGCCCUCCUUGGGCCUCAGUUUUCACAUCUGUACAAACGGGAACGUGACUCCCUGCCCUGCCUACCUCACAGGGCUGUUGUGAGGAAUUGAGAUGAUGUAUGUGAAACACUUUGUAACCUGUAAAGCGCUGUGCACAUG